CUCGCCUUCCUGUCACUUUCAACACUUCGUAAGCUUCGAGAUUACUGGUCAAACUUGGCAUGUUGUCCUACAACGAAGAGUAUUUCCAUUCACCUUCGCUGGCGAGCUUUUCUCGUCACCCAUCAUCGAUCUCGUGACGAUGGGAUCCCUAUACGAACCUUCGGUGCGGAGUAGUACAUGGUAUGUGAUAGACAAGCGUUUAUCGCAACGCUUCACAACACUCGAAGGAUGGCGCGAAAUCGGUCUUGGGAUCUAUACCAUGGGGAGUUCCAACAUUCGCAUGUUCUCGCCCCGCAAUCAAUUCGACCCAGAGAGCUUUCGCGAUGAGACCGACGACAUUAUUUAUACGACUUCCCCGGAUGCGCCGCCUGUACCCAGCAAGAAGACCCUUUCUCUAAUCGAGUACAAGACAACGGCCGCAUCCUCGGUGUAUCCUACAGACGAAAAGUCGACCCCGAGUCCGGAUCAACGCCUCUCGACAGUGAGCUUUUAUGAGGUGGUAAUACCGAAGCCAGAGAAGCCACGUCUCGUGGAACCGUACCAUGUCUUCACCGACAAGGAGAAAUGUAUCGUUGUUGCGAUUGUGUCUGCGACUGGAAUGCUGCCCGUCUUGACGUUCUACACCUACCUCCCGGGGAUCAUGUCGAUUGCCACGGAUCUUCGAGUGAGCGUUCAAGCAAUCAACUUCUCUAUUACUUUCUUUCUUCUCGUCCAGGCGAUCGCACCGAUCUUCUGGCUUCCUCUCAUAGACACUCUAGGCAGACGGUCGGUGUACAUGUAUUCACUUCUAGUCUACAUUAUCACAACCAUCAACCUUAGUCUGUCGACCAACUAUGUCAUGCUGCUAGUCAGCCGUGGUUUCCAAGCCGCAGGCGUAGCUUCCAUCGUUUCCAUCGGCUGCGCCGUGAUUCAAGACAUUGUCCCCGCCGCCUCACGACCUGCGUACUACUGUAUCUACCAACACGUCCGCAACGCCACUCUCCUUAUCUCUCCCAUCAUCGGCGGCGCCAUGACCUCCUCCCUCGACUUUCGCUGCGUCUUUAUUCUCCUUUUCGCCCUAGCCCUAACCUACUUCGCUUUAAUCCUCAUCUUCCUCCCCGAAACCCUCCGUCCCAUUGCUGGUAACGGUACCGUGCCCCUCCGCGGCAUGAAUCUCCCUCUCCUCUAUCGCCUCAAGCUCUUCGGCUCUCCCCCUCACGAAUCCCCCCUUCAAUCCGCACGCCACCAUCCCCCAAUCUCCCCGCAAGCCAUUCUCCGCCCCCUCCAUCUUUUCCGCGAAAAAGAUAUCCUUCCAAACCUUCUCUUCCCAGCCAUCGUCCACGCUAUAUGGAUCAUGGUGACAGCCUCCUCUUCAUCCCCAACAUCCUCGGCUGCAUCGCCGGAACCUCUCUAAU
Molecule: messenger RNA, 1394 nt
Organism: Periconia digitata
Lineage: Eukaryota; Fungi; Ascomycota; Dothideomycetes; Pleosporales; Periconiaceae
Source: the annotation of a GenBank genome assembly